ACCCGAAACUCCGGAGUGACAAGUGGUGCCGAGAAGUGUGGAGGGAGCCCGGGAGAGAUCUGGAGAACCUCCGCUCGGAGCCAACAGGCGGAGCGCACGGCCGGAGAUCUGGGAGGCUUUCCUUUAUUAUUAUUUUGAAGGGAAUAAUUUGGUCGGAAAACUUGGGACCGGCAUGGAGUACACCACUUCACCCAAACCUCAGCUCUCAUCCCGGGCCAACGCUUUCUCCAUCGCAGCCCUGAUGUCCAGCGGGAAACCCAAAGACAAAGAACCGGAGGAAAACACCAUCAAACCUCUCGAACAGUUCGUAGAGAAGUCCUCCUGCAGCCAGCAGCCUCUCACUGACCUCUCGACCCUGGAAGGGCACGGGGACUUCGGGGGGAGCGCGCCCGCGGUGUGCACGGAGCCGCUCAUUCCUACCAAUCCCGGCAUCCCUAGCGAGGAGAUGGCGAAGAUCUCCUGCAGCCUGGAGACCAAAGAGCUAUGGGACAAGUUUCACGAGCUCGGCACGGAGAUGAUUAUUACCAAAUCUGGAAGGCGGAUGUUUCCCACUAUCCGGGUGUCUUUUUCCGGUGUGGAGCAGGAGUCCAAGUACAUCGUUCUGAUGGACAUCGUCCCGGUGGACAACAAGCGUUACCGUUACGCGUACCACCGGUCCUCGUGGUUGGUGGCCGGUAAGGCGGACCCUCCCCUCCCCGCAAGGCUGUACGUGCACCCGGACUCUCCGUUCAGCGGGGAGCAGCUGAUGAAACAGAUGGUUUCCUUCGAGAAAGUCAAACUGACCAACAACGAGCUGGACCAGCACGGACACAUCAUCCUCAACUCCAUGCACAAGUACCAGCCACGAGUCCACAUCAUCAAGAAGAAAGACCACACCGCCUCACUGCUCAACCUCAAGUCAGAAGAGUUCCGUACCUUUGUUUUUGUUGAGACCGUCUUCACCGCCGUCACAGCCUACCAGAACCAGCUGAUAACCAAGCUGAAGAUCGACAGUAAUCCCUUUGCCAAAGGCUUCCGGGAUUCCUCCAGGCUGACGGACAUGGAGAGCAGGGAAAGUGUUGAGAAUCUGAUCCAUAAGCACUCCUACGCCCGGUCGCCAAUCCGGACCUACGCCGGUGACGAGGAGAACCUUGGUGAAGACGGACACCCUGCUCACACCAGAGGUUCUGCGUUCACUGCCUCAGACAACCUCUCCCUGAGCUCCUGGGUCACCACCACGUCAGGCUUCUCAGGCUUCCAGCAUCCGCAGACCCUCUCAGCCAUGGGUACCAGCACUGCCUCCCUGCCUCAUCCCAUCCAGGGCUCCUUGCCCCCCUACAGCCGGCUGGGCAUGCCGCUAACACCCACUGCCCUGGCUGGUACCAUGCAGGCCACUGGGCCCUCCUUCCCAUCCUUCCACAUGCCGCGUUACCACCACUACUUCCAGCAGGGGCCCUACGCGGCCAUCCAAGGACUCCGUCACUCCUCCACUGUCAUGACUCCUUUUGUAUGACUCUGCCCUGGUGGGGGGUGGCAUGAACCUCACCCUGAUGCUCCCCCGUAAUCCAGUUAUACCUCCACUCUGGCUCAUCACUUCUCAUUAUGUUUUAUCUCUCCCUCUGGUCUUUGUAAAUAGUCCCUGUGCAGCCAGUGAGGUGACAGAAACAACACUGAGAGGCUGAUGGCCAAUCCAGAGAAAGUCACUGUGGCGCCCCCUAGGACCUGAACACCAACCGGUCCAUUUGUUUUCGAUUAGUGACAUUCGCCAAACGCUUGCAAACUCAACACAAAUGAUGAAA
This is a messenger RNA of Thalassophryne amazonica, 1778 nucleotides long. It is a transcript of the gene tbx20, whose product is annotated as T-box transcription factor 20. Gene Ontology annotation, biological process: regulation of transcription by RNA polymerase II; cell fate specification; vasculogenesis. Gene Ontology annotation, molecular function: RNA polymerase II cis-regulatory region sequence-specific DNA binding; DNA-binding transcription factor activity, RNA polymerase II-specific. Gene Ontology annotation, cellular component: nucleus. Bases 173 to 1492 code for a protein of 439 amino acids. The record is from RefSeq and is a predicted model, not a curated record. NCBI's taxonomy places the organism in Eukaryota, Metazoa, Chordata, Actinopteri, Batrachoidiformes, Batrachoididae. The transcript has 8 exons.